Molecule: messenger RNA, 3626 nt
Organism: Dermacentor silvarum
Lineage: Eukaryota; Metazoa; Arthropoda; Arachnida; Ixodida; Ixodidae
Exons: 45
Coding region: 217-3558 (1113 amino acids)
Source: RefSeq, a predicted model, not a curated record
GCUCUCUUUACGGCGUUGGCAGUUGCAGGCUGUGUUCUAGAAAAAGAACGCUGUAACAGAGCAUUUCGAAAAUUUUAUCCUGCUUGCCAGGGCCCUUUUUCGCAAGCAGCAGCCGCGGCCCCUAGUGGUCGUUGGGUUUAUAAGCAGGUCUCACCAUUUCUAACGCUCUUGGCAAGUGGACCGCCGUCGACGCUGGUUCUGGAAAGGAAAAGAACAAUGACGUUCCUUUUAAUUGCCGUGGUCGCACUUCUUCUGGAUGUAGGGUUCGGUCGGUUAGCAACUGUUUCCCUCGGUGAUGGGAGCGCCAAUGUAACAUUGCCUGGUGUUGCGGGGAGCUGGGGUGGUGGCACCUAUGGCCUCGGGGGGCAAGGUGCAUCAUGGACACUUGGAAGUUCAGGUGGGAAUGGUGUAUCAUGGUCCGGAGGUGGGGGAAUGGGAGGAUUAGGAGCCAGUGGUACAGGUGGAAGCUCUGGAGGUGCCGGAGGAUUAUCAUCUACAUUUGGCUCUUCAGGAGCCGGUGGUGCAGGUGGAAGCUUAGGAGGUGCCGGAGGAUUGUUAUCUACAUAUGGCUCUUCGGGGUCUUCAGCAGGGACCGGUGGGGGAAUAUCAUCGGGUGGCUUGGGAAGUGGUGGUGGUUCUUACGGUGGUGGCCUAGGUGGUGUCUCGAGUAGCGGCUUGGGCAGUGCCUUUGGAAGCAGCUUGGGCAGUACCUUGGGCGGAGCCGCGGGCAGUCGCUUAGGCACUGGCAUGAGCACUGGCAUAGGCAGUGCCGUGGGCGGUGCCGUGGGCGGUGCCGUCGGUAGUGCCUUGGGUGGUGCCAUAGCCAGCAACGGGGGAGGCAUGUCAGCUAAUUGGCCGAGUGGUGCAGGUUCUUACGGCGGUGGCUUUGGUGGUGCAUCGAGUAGUGGUUCAGCCGGUACCCUGGGAAGCCGCGUCGGCAGUGGCUUGGGAGCCGCCGUGGGCAGUGGCUUGGGAGCCGCCGUGGGCAGUGGCUUGGCCACUGGCGUGGGUACUGGCUUGGGCACUGGCGUGGGUGCUGGCUUGGGCACUGGCGUGGGAGCUGGCUUGGGCGCUGGCUUGGGCGCUGGCUUGGGUAGUGCUGCGGGUAGUGCCGUGGGUAGUGCCAUAGCCAACAGCAGAAGAGGCUCCUCAGCUACUUGGCCGAGUGGUGCAGCUUACUGGACAUAUACCUCGGGAGCCGGUAGUGAAGGUCUGGAAGGUCUAGGAGGUGUGUCUGGUGGUACUGGUCUCAAUAGAAGGUACUUGGGAGCUGGUAGUGAAGGCCGGGGAGGUGUGUCUGGUGGUACAGGAUAUCUUGGUGGUGGUGGCCUUGGAGCUGCCGGAGGAUCACGUGGAGGUAGUGCAGGAACUCUUGGCGGUGGCUUUGGAGGUGGCGUCGGAUCUCUUGGAGGUAGUGCAGGAUCUCUUGGUGGCAGCCUUGCAUCUGGCGGCGGAUCACUCGCAGGGACUGCAGGCUCUCUCGGCGGUAGCUUGAGUGGUCGUGGAGGAAGACUGCCCGGUUCGUCGGGAUCUUGGGGUUCUAUCGGAAGUACUCAUGGUGGUGGAUCAGGUGGAAGUUUAGGAACUGUUGGCGGUGUCCUUGGAGGUGGUGUCGGAUCUCUUGGAGGUGGUGUCGGAUCUCUUGGAGGUAGUGCAGUUUCUGGCAGCGGCAGUGGCCUCAGUGCCGGCGGUAUUACAGGCGGCGGCUACAGCGGUGGCUACAGCGGCGUAUCAUCAUCUUCUGGUUCAGUUUCUGGCAGUGGCACCUAUGGUUCCAGUUUAACAUCUGGUGGUUCGGGAGUUACCGGUCACAUCAGCAGCGGUGGACUGUCAGGAGGUUUAGGUGGCAACUUAGGAGCUGGUGGGGCAGGCAGUCGCUUAGGAGCUGGUGGUGCAGGGUCUGUUGCGGGUGGCCUUGGAGCAGGCGGCUUAUCAGUUGGAGGUGGUGCAAUUUCCACCAGCGGCGGCGUUGGCACGAGGGGCGGAAGACACCCGGGUUUGUCUGGUAGCAUAGGGCGUAUCGGCGUCCGCCUUCCAGGCAUGAGCGGAGAACUGCCAGGUGUGUCAGGUGGUUGGGGUGCUGCUGGAAGUGGCCUUGGAGGAGGUAGCCGAUUAGGAGGUGUUGUAUCCGGUGGUUCAGCUGUUGGCGGCGGUGGCCGCGGCGGCUAUGGCGUAGGAGGCGCAGCAGGAAGUGCUCUGUCGGGUGUUUCGGGUUCUGGCGGAGGAAGUGCAGGCAGUGGAGGAGGAUGGGGAUUGAGUGGAUCGGGUGGUUUAGGUUCGAGCGGUGGUCGCCAUGGCUCUGGGUCAAUUUCUGGCGGAUCAAUUUCUGGCGGCAUCGGCGGCAGUAGCGGCGGAUCGCUUUCUCAUGGCUUGGGUGGUGGCCGCGGCGGUGCUUCGUUGUCUGGUGUUUCAGGUGGUCUUGACGGCAGCUUUGGCGGAUCAGGGGGCACUGUAACGGGUGGUUCAAGUUCUUAUGGCAGUUCCUUGGGCGGAGGACGUGUGACCAUUGGUUCAGGAGGCGCCGGAGGCGGCUUUGGCGGAUCAAGGGUUACUGUGACGGGUGGUUCAAGUGCUGCUGGUGUUGGCUUGGGAGGAAGCAGCGGAUUAGGUGGUCGCUUGGGAGGAAUUGGCGGAUUAGGUGGUGGCAUUGGAGGAAGUGGUGGAUUAGGUGGUGCCUCUGGCGGUUCAGUUUCCGGCGGCCGUGUCUAUGGUGGUGGAGUAAGACCUGCGAUUGUUGUGUCGGGUGGUUCAGUAUCUACUGGUGGUGGCCUUGGAGCUGGCGGCGCAGGUUUGUCCGGGGGCGCAUACAGCGGAAGGGGCAGUGGAUCAGUUGGUGGCGGUGCCUGGCGUCCAGGUGUUGGCGGUCACAUCAGUGGCGGUGGAGUGUCAGGAGGUUUAGGUGGCAACUUAGGAGCUGGUGGUGCAGGCGCUCACUUAGGAGCUGGUGGUGCAGGCGCUCACUUAGGAGUUGGUGGUGCAGGCGCUCACUUAGGAGCUGGUGGUGCAGGCGCUCACUUAGGAGCUGGUGGUGCAGGCGCUCACUUAGGAGUUGGUGGUGCAGGCGGUCGCUUAGGAGCUGGUGGUGCAGGAUCUGUUGGUGGUGGCCUUGGAGCUGGCGGCGCAUCAGUUGGAGGUGGUGCUGGGCUCGGAGGGGGUCAAGGGGGUCGUUGGGUCAUCAUACGACCUGGUGGGAAUGGGACUUGGGGAACCACAGGGGGUCACUUGGGAACCGGGGGCGCAGGAGCGGCUGGUGGCGCCAUUGGAGCUGGCGUAGGAGGAAUCGCAGGAGGCACAGGGCUUGGAUUUGGUCAAGGGAGUCGUUGGAACACCACACGACUAGGAGGCCGCAAAUGCUCCAACUACCACGAGGUGUACUGGGGCAGCUCAAGCAAUUGUGGCGAGUGCGACUGCAAGCUCGUUAAAGCAGGGAAUUGGAGAGGGAAACCUAAGGCCUGUCUUAAAGACUUGAAGUACAAGUGUUGGUGCAGACCGCUUUACUGUCGCAAUGAGCUCGGCCAGUGUGUCCUCAGAAGGCAGUGUAAUCCACGAGCUGAGUAGAACGACAAUGAUAUCUUCCACGUCACCGAUAGUGUAUUAAAAGACUACUUGGCAGCAUUUACCCGAAA